Molecule: messenger RNA, 814 nt
Organism: Acomys russatus (golden spiny mouse)
Lineage: Eukaryota; Metazoa; Chordata; Mammalia; Rodentia; Muridae
Gene: Isg20
Product: interferon stimulated exonuclease gene 20
Exons: 4
Coding region: 142-693 (183 amino acids)
Biological process (GO): DNA catabolic process; defense response to virus; RNA catabolic process
Cellular component (GO): nucleus
Molecular function (GO): exonuclease activity; nucleic acid binding
Source: RefSeq, a predicted model, not a curated record
CUAAAACAGGCUCAAGUUAGAGAUGAGUCACUUCCUAAAGAGACUGAAGUAGCUGAGAAGUGGCAACAGAAAGGCAGAAGAGAACCCAGGCCACUGAAACAGUCAGGUGAGAGCAGGACUUGCUGAGGGUUGCCAAGGAGCAUGGCACGCAGCCUAGAGGUGGUGGCCUUGGACUGUGAGAUGGUGGGGCUAGGGUCCCAAAGGAUGAGUGGCCUUGCCCGCUGCAGCAUCGUGAACUAUUAUGGCACAGUCCUGUAUGACAAGUACAUCCGGCCUGAGGGAGAGAUCACAGACUACAGAACCCGAGUCAGUGGGAUCGUGCCUCAGCACAUGGCAAGAGCCACACCAUUUGCCGAAGCCAGGCUAGAGAUCCUGCAGCUUCUGAAAGGCAAGCUGGUGGUGGGCCACGACCUGAAGCAUGACUUUGAUGCAUUGAAGGAGGACAUGAGCAAAUACGCCAUCUAUGACACAUCCACAGACAGGCUGCUAUGGCGUGAGGCCAAGCUGGACCACUAUGAGCGUGUGUCCCUGCGGGUGCUGAGUGAGCGCCUGCUACACAAGAGAAUCCAGGACAGCUGGCUGGGUCACAACUCUGUGGAAGAUGCCAGGGCCACAAUGGAGCUCUACAGGAUCUCUCAGGGGCUCAGAGCCAGAGGGCAGCGAGAGCUGUCCCGCUUCGGGGCGUGGAACUGAACUUCAUCCUUGUCCAAGGACCAAAGGCUUCCACUCCAGAAGGAUUGCAGUUUUCCAUAGAUGAGACCUGUUUCUAACAACAUCAACCACAAAACCCAAAACCAAGAACGUUCUCUUGCUU